Molecule: messenger RNA, 1212 nt
Organism: Volvox carteri f. nagariensis
Lineage: Eukaryota; Viridiplantae; Chlorophyta; Chlorophyceae; Chlamydomonadales; Volvocaceae
Exons: 10
Coding region: 1-1212 (403 amino acids)
Molecular function (GO): D-cysteine desulfhydrase activity
Source: RefSeq, a predicted model, not a curated record
AUGAAAGGCUGGCAAUCCCAAGCAGCAGCGGCCGCAAGCGGUGCGACACCGCCCCCUGCUUCUACCAGCUUUCUUCAACUGGAGCCCUACAGCCCGCCGACUUGGGCAUCGCACAUUCCACUGGUGCCGACCCACCGUUUUCGGUUGGGCAUCCUGCCCACGCCCAUCCACGAAUGGCGGCUGCCUGGCCUACCGGAGGGCGUCCGUGUCCUAAUUAAGCGCGACGACCUGAGCGGGAUGCAGAUGAGCGGCAAUAAGGUGGUCCGCAAAUUGGAGUUUUUGAUGGCGGAAGCGGUCCAGGGGGGUUACGACUGCGUGGUUACGAUUGGGGGAAUCCAGUCAAACCAUGCCCGUGCUACCGCCGUGGCGGCCAGAUAUCUAGGUUUGGACUGCCAUCUCAUUUUGCGCACAAGCCGUCAGUUAGUGGACUCAGAUCCCGGUCUUGUUGGGAACCUGCUGGUGGAGAGGCUGGCGGGAGCGCAGCUCCACCUGGUAACAAAGGAGGAGUACGCUACUCUAGGAAGCGGUGCCCUCCUGGAGCAGCUGCGAUCGGAUUUGAAAUCCACCGGCAGGAAGCCGUACAUCAUACCCGUUGGCGGAUCUAACUCCCUUGGUGUCUGGGGCUACCUGGAGAGCAGCCAGCAGCUGAAGUACCUGCUGCAGCUGGGCGGAGACGACCCAGCUGCUCCCAUGAUUACGGACAUUGCGAUGGCGUGUGGCAGUGGGGGGACGACCGCGGGCUUAGCGCUGGGCUCUGCGUUAAGUCCACUGGGCGGCCGAGUACUUGCCUUUGGCGUUUGCGACACACCCGAGUACUUUUACGACUACAUUGACGGUCUUCUGGGGGGCCUGGGGGCUGCCCCCGGUGGGGAGCUGCUGGGGGGCCGGAGAGCUCGAGACCUGCUGUACGUGAUACAGGCCCGGGGUGCCGGGUACGCCAUCAGCACGGAGGCUGAGCUGCGGACCGUGCAGGAGGUCGCGGCGGCGACUGGUGUCGUACUGGAUCCGGUGUACAGCGGCAAGGCCGUCCACGCGCUGCUGGCGGACAUCCGCGCCAGAGCGGAGGAAUGGCGCGGCCGUACGGUACUUUUCGUACACACGGGCGGGCUGCUGGGCAUGUACGACAAACUGGACCAACUGGAACCCCUGGUUCAAGCACAUGGGGCCCCGGCCGUCCGCCUGCAAGUACGGCAGCCAAACGCACAACCUUAG